AUGGCUCCUGCGCCGCCGUUGCCCUGUUGCCCCGCGGGUCACAUGACUCUGAUUCAUUUCCUCAUCGCUUUGAUUUCAGACCCGUUUCUUUCCACCUGGACCGUUGGAUCUCCUAAAUUUGAUUCAGGGCAUUCCCCACUUUGCCCCCUUCUCAACUCUCAGCAUAUCCAGGCCCACGAUGAGAAUGGACAUACCAUCCUGUAUCACAUUGUGGAACAAAGGCUUGAACAUCUCAUCAAACCUCUCGCAAAAUGGAUCCCACGGAGCUCCAUCCCGGAUAAUGAAGGAUGGACGCCCCUUCAUCAAGCGGUCAGGAACAGUGAUGAACUGAUGACAAAAGCACUGGUUUAUGCUGGUUCGGAUAUAUCAGCCAAGGACAAUAGAGGAAAAACCGCUCUUCAUCUUGCCUGCGAUGAAGAUGCAGUUGGGAUUGUCCAGAUUCUCCUGGACCACGGUGCAGACCCAUCCGCAGCGGAUUGUGAGGGAUGCACGCCCUUGCAUGAGGGAUUUGGACGAAAUACAGUUAUCCUACAGAAGCUGAUUAAAGCCGGCGCGGACCUUAACCCCCGACGGAUGCCACGAGGAUUGACCCCCCUUUAUUUUGUAGCUUGGCUGGGCCGAGCGGACGCUGCUAGAAUCCUUCUUGAGGCUGGAGCAGACCCUACUAUUCAAACAGAGACAGGAGAAGGGGAGACCAUAUUGCAGCAAGCAAUUAAAGGAUCACAUAUCAAAGUCGUGCAGCUCUUACUUGAUGCUGGGGUGGAUGUCAAUGUGCGGGAUUCCCACAAUGGCCUUGAUGCCAUGCUGACGGCUGCAAGUUGGGGAGCAGAUGAUUGCAUUCGACUGCUCCAGAGGGCCGGGGCGGAUGUUUUCGCAGUGGAUUACCAUGGACGUAACGGACUGCAUUUGGCGGCUAGGGCGGGCAGGCUGUCAACUGUCCAGCUGCUUCUAAAAGAAGGAGUCGACAGCUUUGCAGAAGACGACCGGGGCUACACUCCGCUGCGCUACGCAGUUGAAGGGGAAGAAGGGCAUCGAGGGCUAACCUGGUGGGACUAUGAAGGAGUGAUUCGAGUCCUAGAAGAUGUGCAUAAAAGCCCAUUUUUGAGGUUUCUGCAAUGGAUGCGCGCCAAAUACUACUCUCCAACAAAGAGCUGA
Messenger RNA from Aspergillus novofumigatus IBT 16806, 1155 nucleotides. Its product is annotated as ankyrin repeat protein. Gene Ontology annotation, biological process: protein localization to ciliary inversin compartment. The record is from RefSeq and is a predicted model, not a curated record. Gene Ontology annotation, molecular function: protein binding. NCBI's taxonomy places the organism in Eukaryota, Fungi, Ascomycota, Eurotiomycetes, Eurotiales, Aspergillaceae. Gene Ontology annotation, cellular component: ciliary inversin compartment. The transcript is spliced from 2 exons. The coding region runs from base 1 to 1155 and encodes 384 amino acids.